GUCAAGUUUUUAAAGAUAACAAAAGAACUCGCCAUGGCACUUUCGAAGUUGAGGCAAUUACCGCGCAUCAGUUAUUUUGAACCUGAAGAUCCGAGUUUCGAUGAAUACAUUUAUUGUUCCGGCUGCCGCGACUACGUGUACGAUGUGUGCCCUCAGCAUGGACCUUUACUUAUUCUACCUGAUACAAAGGUCCCAGAAAAAACAAACUAUCCGCCAUAUGUUCCUCGGGCGGCACUCACUAUACCAAAGGCGUUUUUACAUAUUGCUAGGUCUUAUAUCCCAGGUGCGGGUCUGGGAGUGUUCAGUUCAGGUACUUUGCCAAACGGUGUACGCUUCGGACCUUACCGCGGUGUUGUGAAGAAAAAUUCAGAUUCCAGUUAUUGUUGGCAGAUAUUCGAUAAAAAUAACAAGCCGUCCCACGUUGUGGACGGCGGAGAUGGCCACCGUUCAAACUGGAUGCGAUUCAUCAACUGCUCCCGGAAUCGGAACGAACAGAAUCUUAUUGCGUUUCAAUAUAAAGGACAGAUUUAUUAUCGCACAAUAAAAAUUAUUCCACGCAAUACUGAGCUGCUGGUAUAUUACGGCAGUGAGGCGGCACAUGGUUUAGGCAUCGACUUGAGAUUUUAUAAUUGUCAGCCUCAAAUAACCGAACCAACGAUAACUACUACAGAAAUAAUAAAAGAAAAUAAACUUGAUAAAGAUAAUAAACCUAAAAUAGGAAUUAAUGGUAAAUGUAAAGACAAAAUAUCGGGAACGAAUACAAAAACUAAUUUUGCAUGUGAUCAACGUGUACCAACGCCUAAUACUUCAGAAAAAGUAAAGGAAUUUAAAUCAGCAAUUGCAGUUAGAAAUAACCCCAAAAAAUUUGUAUCGAGUACACAAAGUAAAUUCACAUGUCAUCGAGAUUUAUAUCUUAGUAAUCUUUUUCAGAACCAAUGUCAAGUGCUCUAG
This is a messenger RNA of Papilio xuthus (Asian swallowtail), 951 nucleotides long. RefSeq names its product histone-lysine N-methyltransferase PRDM9-like. Bases 34 to 951 code for a protein of 305 amino acids. Gene Ontology annotation, cellular component: nucleus. The record is from RefSeq and is a predicted model, not a curated record. The transcript has 10 exons. Gene Ontology annotation, biological process: regulation of gene expression. Gene Ontology annotation, molecular function: protein binding; histone methyltransferase activity. Lineage: Eukaryota; Metazoa; Arthropoda; Insecta; Lepidoptera; Papilionidae.